Messenger RNA from Caenorhabditis remanei, 564 nucleotides. RefSeq lists its product as uncharacterized. Lineage: Eukaryota; Metazoa; Nematoda; Chromadorea; Rhabditida; Rhabditidae. Bases 1 to 564 code for a protein of 187 amino acids. Gene Ontology annotation, molecular function: protein phosphatase inhibitor activity. Gene Ontology annotation, biological process: regulation of signal transduction. The transcript has 4 exons. The record is from RefSeq and is a predicted model, not a curated record.
AUGUCAUCACCUUCGGCAUCUGCAGAAGACGUCAAACUUACCGCUGAUGGUAAGAUUUGCCUCGACGACCCUGCUGAAUUCCUGAAGAGAAAACCCAAAAAGAGCAUUCUCAAGAUGAAACAAGACACAUCGCUUGAGGGCAAAGAUGGUCGCGCGCACUUUGACGAGAUGAACAUUCUCGCCACUUACCAUCCCGCUGACAAAGACUAUGGUAGCAUGAAAAUUGAUGAGCCAAAAACGCCAUAUCAUCAUUCGGAUGGAGAGAGCGAAGGCGAUGAGGGAGUUCUUGGAGUGCCUUCAACUCGGCCAAGAAGAGUCUCUCUUGGAAAUGCUGUCGACCCAGAAAAGGUCGCCGAGGGACUUGCGCAUCCAGAGUCAGGAAAGUCGCUUUCAUCGGCAGAGGAUUCUGAGGAUGAAGGGGAUCUAACAGAAGAACAACGAGCUCAUCGUCGCGACUUCGAGAAGAAACGUCGUGCUCACUACAACGAGGGAGCUGCUUUGAAGAUGCAUGCUGAUUUGGAUGUUGAAGAGGAGGAGACCGAAGACGGAAAAAUGGAACACUAA